Molecule: messenger RNA, 885 nt
Organism: Trichomonas vaginalis G3
Lineage: Eukaryota; Parabasalia; Trichomonadida; Trichomonadidae
Product: DNA/RNA polymerases family
Exons: 1
Coding region: 1-885 (294 amino acids)
Source: RefSeq, a predicted model, not a curated record
AUGAUCGAAAGACAAAAGGCUGAAUUAGAAGGAAAUAAAGGAAAAAGUUUAUUUUGCAAGAUUUCACUUAAUGGAUCAUAUGGUUACGAUGCAAUGAAUACACAAAAUUACGCAAAGACUAAAAUAAUGAAUGCACAGAAGGCACGCGUUGCAUGUAUGUCAAAUAAGUUUAAAAACAUAAGAGAAAUAGGUGAAGAUGCGUAUCAAAUGAUGCUCAAAGAUAGAUUUUAUAGAUGUGAUACAUGUUUACAAGAGGCAUUCUUCACUUUAGAUAAUGCUAAAUACUGGUAUUUGGUUUUCAUUUAUGAUUUUAUGUAUAAAUGCAUGAAUGUUAAUCGUUUUCAUUUCAUUGAAGGUGAUACUGAUUCAUCUUAUUGGGCAAUCGCUGGUGAUCUAAAUCUUCCUAACACUCAAGCAUUUCAAGCAAUUGUUACUGAUAAACAAUUUUAUGAUAAAAACAUUUUCAAAUUCGCACCAUUUGAUUUCUUCUGUUUUGAUGAGAAAUUUAAACCUAAAUUAAAGAAUAAAGCUGAAGAAAAAGCACAUGAGAAGAAGUUAUUGGGUUUAGCAAUUGAGAAACAAGGUGAUAACAUGGUUGCUUUAUGCCCCAAGUGUUAUACAUCAUUCAACGGUUCAAUUGAUGGGGGUGAUUUUAAAAAGAUUGCACAAAAAAUGAAAGGUGUUAGUUUACGACAAAAUAAACAAUUAACACCUAAAAAUUAUUUGGAUAUAAUAAAUGAUAAAGUGAUAUUUGAUGGUCAGAAUAUUAAUUUACAACUUAAAAACAGGUCAAUGACUCGCUUAACAAUUGGUAAGACUGCAUUAACAGGAGCACACACUAAGGCUGUAUGUUGUGAAAAUGGAUGUUGUAUGCCGUUUAUUUAA